ACCUCAUUGCCGCUCCUCUCCUUCCUCCUCUUCCUCUCCUUUGCACUUACAGAGGCUUUAUAUGACCUUCUAGCGCUGCCCCAUCGCCGAUUCCCCGUGGUUCCUACCUUCAGACAAUUUCGCCAAUCUCGUGGCCCCAUUGUCCCCUCUCCUACGCGUCCAGAACACGGCUUCCCCGCAUCCGCCGCGGUUAUCUGCUGCCUCUCGAAAGACCACUCGUGCCACGGAAGCACCUUUGCCCUGCUCAGUAGACCUUUCAGGUCGAGCGGCGAGACGCUUAGCCAAUGGUCUCGUCCGCAUCGAUGUCAGGCUACCAAUCUUUCGGCACAGAGAGGGCAAUGCCCGAAGACUUUGAUCCCGUCCAGCUGCCCAAACUGAGUCUGGAUACGGCAGGGUCGGAUCAGAUGCGCAGCUCCGGAUCUAAGCUUGCCAACCAGCAACAGGACAAUGCAUACGGAACUCGCAUUGCUCCUGUCCGGAACGAACCUGCUGACGAUGCAGCCGCUUCAUCUGGUCUUCCACGACUGGACUCAAAUGGUAGUAUAGAGUCUCUCGGCGCGUCGAAGACAGCCAGCUUCUUUGCAUCGAGUCCUGUCCUGAAGGCUCCAUCUACCAGCAGACCUCAUGUUGGCUCAAGUCAUGCCAGACACGGGAGCUCUUCCUCCUUCCAGUCGCUGUCUGUCAUCCCUCCCCAACUUCUUCCACCUGCCAACCUCCUUCGCUCGCCAAGCAGCUCCAGUGCUACGAACGGCUAUGCUGGGCCUCACAGCGACUAUCAUACCUAUGACGCAGGCAGUUCUAACCCGCUGAGACAGAACAGCUCUAGACGUCAGCAUGAGCGUCGACCCUCCUCCUUCAGAACAGCCGCGAUUCAGCUGUCCAGUCCUUCAGAUUACUAUGAUACAUCGGCGCUGAGCUCAGCAGGCUCCAUUCGAUCCCGUAGGAAUUGGGACGAGUUUGAAGGCAAGCCGAUCACCCCUCUGCCCAGUCCAGGUAUUGGUCAAGAAGAAAUGGAGUCGCGGGACUCGAUGUUUGCGGGCGCAUAUACUUCGGGUACAUACAGCCACGGCCGGGGUGCUGGUACGCAUUCAGAAACGUCCUGGACCCGCCUGCCCAAUCUCAAUGGGGAAGACAGUGUGUCAAGCCGAGACGACCUGCUCUCGAUACGACCUUCGCCCUUCUUGACUGCUCCGGAGAUUUCAGCGAGUUUCUCUGGCGCUUCCACACGCUUCUCUUCCCCAACGGCAAGAGACCAUCCUGAGCAGUCUGGAACUUAUAGGUCUACAGAGAUGGCCACUCGCUCCAUCAGUAAGACGAAAAACUUCUUCACGGCAUCGCACACGCCAAUUCCGCCGGCUCGGACCCCGGUGAAAGGCAGCGAGCAGCUGGCCCAUGUAAGAAGCGUAAGCAAUCAGAGCGGUACGAGCAACACCUCGUGGGAAUCGCCUCCAUCUGCAGCUUCGACUUCUGUUCAGUCGCCUUGGCUACCAUUGCGGUAUAAAGACAGUGACCUGCCACAGUCCACUGGCAGCUUCACAACUGUCUCAGGCUCUCAUCUGGCUUCGCCGCCCGGUUCUCUCUGGAGCAAGCGGCCUGAUCUCCAACAGAGGACCUCGGACUACACUUCAAGCCCACUUAAUACAACAAGGACAGCUGGCCAGGAGUCCAAUGCAGAAAUCAUGCGCUCGCAAGGCUCUCCCGUAUGCCAAGCUUCUUCUUCGAGUGCAUCUCCCCUGAAGUUUGUUCCCCAGCCAUCUGCGCUGGAUACGCCCAAUAGUCGAUCCGCAGAAGUGGACAAACGCCCUACAGAAGGUCACAAUCAGGGCCCCAGUGAGCAAAUGUCCAACAGUAGCAUUAUGCCGCCGAGAGGAGGUUCUCCAGAUGGAAUUUCACAAUCGUCUCUGAGCAGGCUGCCCACAUUAGCAGACUCGUCAGCGAAGUCUACACCUCCACUGCGCAGACCUCCUUCCACAGGUCGGAUGGAUAGUACCUCGGAUAUGGACGCUCCACUUCAUUCUCCAAGCACUGUUGUGCCCAGUACAGGCGGUAGAGGGAGGUCUGGCACGAUUCUUGACGACGAUGCUGCUAUGGAAGAGUCGGAGGAUGAAGCCACGAAUCGUGUGGGAAGGUACCGAGUGGAGCGGACUCUAGGAGUUGGAGCGUUCAGCCGAGUUGUCCUCGGUGCUCCCCUGCCAUCCGAGACAGCGGGCUUUUCCCUGGUCAGAGUAUCUUCUCCGUUGCCAAUACCUUCCGUGCACAGCGAAGAUGGGAAAGACGUAGAGAGCGGGGCCAAAGAGAAGGACGUUACAGGGUCGCGGUUGAGGGCUUUGCACUGGCCACGGCCUUGGCGUAAGUCUUCGAUGUCUCAUCUGAGUGCGGACUCCAGCUCCCGAUCGCCCUCGAGGGGCUUUCUGAGCAAAAGAACAACAAGCCCAGCAACAUCGCAAGCAUCGAGUAGUCUCAACUUGCCGGCUUCACGUGCCCACUCCAGAUCGGGUUCGCAGGAAGCUGCCCUCGACCUCUUACAAUCUCGACCUGGAACUCCGGGCAUGACGAACGAGGACGUCAGUACCAGUGGGGAACUGGUGGCUCUCAAAAUGAUAGAGCGGCAGCCUUGCGAUCAAAAUGAGCGCAUGCGAGUCAGUUGGGUCCGAGAGGUGGAAGUUCUCAAGCACAUUGAGCACCCCUCUUUAAUAAAGUUCAUCAACGCCUUUUCAACUCCCCGGCAUCACGUCCUCGUCCUCGAGAGGGUGAGCGGAGGGGAGCUCUUCGAUCUUCUUUCGGCUCAUCACUCGGAGUUGGCUCAGCGAGAGUGGCUGAUCCGGAGGCUUUUCGCUGAGCUUGCCAAUGCGGUGGGAUGGAUGCACAGCAUUCACCUGGUCCACAGGGACAUCAAGCUGGAGAAUAUCAUCCUCACCAGAGACCUCUUCACGGCCAUGUCGCCCGGCGAGCUCACGCCAUCGGCUGUGGGGUCAGUACCUCUUCUGAAACUGACGGACUUUGGUCUGAGCAGAUUCAUGGACCCCAACAAGGCCUUCUUAGAGACUCGAUGUGGAUCAGAAGAGUAUGCUGCGCCAGAAUUGAUCAUUGGCAAGAAGUAUGAUGGGCGCAAGACGGACUGCUGGGCUAUGGGGGUGGUCCUCUACUCCCUCAUCUGUGGAGGUCUGCCCUUUGUAGAGGGCUCACCGGGGACUGCUACUUCGCCCAGUUCGUUGACUCUCGGAAGCUUUGGAGUCAAUUCCACCUCUGCCAAUCUGCAGAUGGUGACCAAUAGCACGCGAGAAGGGCCUCAUCGAGGCGCUGGUGCUGACGCAUCGGAUCCCCAGGUGGAUGCUCGCAAGCGCAAGGCUCACCUGCUACGAAUUGCAAAGGGCGAUCUGCGGUGGCCCUCUCAGACCAACGACGAGUCCCUGGAUGUGCCUCCCUCCAGCCUAUGUCCCUCUUCCAAUCGACUGGUGACGCCGUAUGCGAAGCACAUAGUCUCACGGCUGCUACGGCGCGACGCCAACAAGCGCGGCAGUGCAUGGGAAUGCUUUGAGGAUCCCUGGCUCACACAUGGCUCCUUUCUCUCUACAGAGGGAGGCGAGGCUACGGCUCGGGGAGAAGUGGUGGAGUUGCCUCCCGAUCCGAGGACGGCAGAGGGUGCGAUGUGGCUCUCGACGCGAGCAUUUGUGCGCGCAGGCGUGGGACCGGUGGCCGAGGUGGACUAGCAGGGCGGGGUGGGACGAAAGUGACUGUGGGGCGCCGGUGUGCAUAUGAGCUGAUAGUUGCUGUCCAUGUACCCUUUCUGUUGUAAUAGUACCACCGUC
Molecule: messenger RNA, 3809 nt
Organism: Microstroma glucosiphilum
Lineage: Eukaryota; Fungi; Basidiomycota; Exobasidiomycetes; Microstromatales; Microstromataceae
Product: kinase-like protein
Exons: 1
Coding region: 285-3710 (1141 amino acids)
Biological process (GO): intracellular signal transduction; protein phosphorylation
Cellular component (GO): cytoplasm
Molecular function (GO): protein serine/threonine kinase activity; ATP binding
Source: RefSeq, a predicted model, not a curated record